This is a messenger RNA of Pararge aegeria (speckled wood butterfly), 1970 nucleotides long. Its product is annotated as LRR receptor-like serine/threonine-protein kinase SIK1. The transcript has 5 exons. Gene Ontology annotation, molecular function: protein binding. The record is from RefSeq and is a predicted model, not a curated record. NCBI's taxonomy places the organism in Eukaryota, Metazoa, Arthropoda, Insecta, Lepidoptera, Nymphalidae.
ACGGGAAUACGCCAAACGCGUCUGUAUUGUGAAAUUAGAUUAUUUUGUGAGUGUAAACAAUGAUAGAAAUGUUUGAAAGUGAGAAAAAAAUGGCACAAUAAAAUAACAAAAGAUCAACUCAAACGAUUUGAAAAAAAGUACAUCGUUUAAAAGCAAGAUAAAAGCAGUAAAGGUAAAAAAAGAAGAAGAAUAAAUGAAAUAUUUUUUUUAGUUAAAAAGACAAAGCUCCUUAAACAUAUCAAAAAAUGGAAUACAAACAAGCAGUAAACAGUGUCCUACAUUGGAACUACCGAGGUUUCACAGAAUUCCCUCUACACCGUCUACAAGGCGAUGAAGCCGAGAUAACAGAUAUAUAUUUAAAGGAAAAUUUAAUAUCCCGUAUACCCAGCGAUAUUGGUAGAUUGAACAACCUAGAGGGCUUAUAUCUAAGCGGGAAUGACAUCACGAAGUUACCGAGGGAGAUAUCAAAGUUGAGUCGCCUUAAGUGUUUGGACCUCAGCGGCAAUAGAUUACAAUUUAUACCGGACGAGAUCGGAGAAAUGAGGAGCCUAAAGUUUUUGAUAUUGGAUGAAAACGAGUUGCUUGAGCUACCGUUAAGGAUCGCUGAACUACGGAUGCUGCGAUAUCUUUCGGUUUGUGACAACCAAUUACAAUGGCUGCCUCAAAGACCUGUAUACAAUUACCAUCACUGUGAAUUGAGAUUCUGGCGAAACCGAAGCUUGGGUACGAUACCCUAUUCUCUGUGGUACCACAUGUUUAGAGGACAACAGACUCGCAGUCUUAACAUAGGGUGUUUUGGCAAUUUAUUGGGUGACGACACAAGCAACAAAGAUACAAUCGUACUACGAUUGGGGCCAAAUAACAAAGAACUCAAGAUGAGAGAAAUAAAUUUCCCAAGAAAAUAUGAACACAUUUUAAACAAAGAACUUACUGCACCGAGUCUAAUGGAACUGUGCAAGAGAAAAUUUUACCAAAUACUCGAUAAUGCUUCUAAGAGGCUAACCACAUCGCCCACUAUAAGUAUAUAUUCUGACGUAAAUUAUGACGAUACAACAGAAAACAAUAACAACAUCGGCAAUCUGCAAGAUUACUUCAAAGAGUUUAAUCUUAAUAAUGGAUUUGGUUCUAGAAGGAAUAUCAACGAAGAGUACUAUGAAAAAUGUAAAGGAGACACUAAAGUAGAUAAGCUGUUUAUUAAAACUAAAAUGAAGGGAUAUUGCGUGCCAUUCGACAUCGUUGAAGAGCAUUUUUAUUAUUUACCCAAAUUUCUAAAGGACGAGUUAUGCAAUGGACCUAUGUCGAGAUGUGAAAAUGUUAGCUGCAAGAAGGCUUUAUUCGAUUACGUCUAUUUAGAAUUUUGCUUAGAGAGACCCGGCCAGCUGAAGGAGGACAUAAUAAUGCACACCGGUCGCCAACACGUGAAGGACGUAGCGUUCCUAAAACAGAUGCCUCGCGCGUUGCUCCUGCAAAUCGGCAUUAACCUGCGCAUCGUCAUAUUCAUCGCUGGUGAUAUUAUAAUGAAGCUUAAUACUAUUGGUGAUUGUUUCUACUUCAUACAUAAGGGCACAGUAGCUAUUUACUCUGAAUCUGGAAAAGAGGUGUGUCAUUUGGAAGACGGAGAUAUUGCUCUAGUAAUGAAGCACAGAUUAUGUAAAGCAUUCGCUGUUGCUGUUACAAACUGUGAGCUCUUCCAACUAGAUAGAGCGGAUUUUGAAAGCUCUGUAGCAUCCUACCCCACUGUAUAUGAGGAUAUUAAGAAAAUAGCUACGGAUAGACUAGAAAGGACUCAAGUUUGAGACGAACGCCAUAAGACUGAGAUGAAAAUUAAGACGGGAAGACCUAUUGAUAGUAAUACUAUUUAGUUAAUUGUACCGACUGAGCCAAUUAUUAGGUCACUUGUAUUACUCUGUCCCAUCUUGUGAUGAAAGAUAUUAAAGUCACAGGAAAUACAUUAAAGCAGUAUGGUAGCU